UUGUAGCAAGACAUUUUUCUGCAUUUUACUUACAGAAUUUGAGAUUUAUUUUACAGAGCUACAUUUUGAGAAUGUUAGUUUGUGAUCGUAUUUCGUCAAAAUGUCAUAAAAGUUUGGCAGAUAAAAUAAAAAAUGUACAAACACGAGCUAUCUAAAGUUCCUGCAAAUUUAGACAGUACCGAACCAAAGACUCUAAACAAAACACAUGUUGAAUCCAUGUUUAUUGAAUUUCCUGAAAUUUUGUCAACCGAUAAUGAGAGUGACUUCAGCAGUGGCAUAACUGACGUUUUCGAAGAGUACCACAAGGAGAGCUUCUUAAGACCUCUCCCAGGAACCAAAACGAAGUACCUCAGCAAAUUAGAAGCUGACAAAAAGACUUUAGAUGAGUUUACUGAUGAUUUCAAAAGGACUAUGAGAAAAUUGAGAGACGAACUUGAAUUAAACGAUGAUAUAACUGUCGAAAAUGAAGAUGAUAUUGAAAAAACACUGAAUGGUGAUGAAAAGAACGUGUUUUUUAAAGAAUCUAGAAAAAUUGAAGUGGAAGAACCAAUUCCGGUGGAUACAGAGGUGUGUCAAAGCGAAACUACUUCAAAUUCGGCGAUUUGGAACAUGAUCAAAGCUCAUAGAGGUCCAUACUUUUAUGCUAGCCCACCCCAUUAUGAUAUUUUCUGCACGGAACCAGAAGAUCAUUAUUUGAGAAGGCCUGAAAUUCCUUGGAAGAAAGUUGAUGAGUCGAGGAAGAAAUGCGAACAGUGGUUGGAACAACGAUGCCAAUAAUACAUCAUAUACUGUGUGUUUUUUAAUGAUGACGAUGUUUAUAUCAUUUCUUUCUCCCUUUAUUGUGUUAUUGUAAUCUUCUUUUAAGUAUAA
Molecule: messenger RNA, 870 nt
Organism: Sitophilus oryzae (rice weevil)
Lineage: Eukaryota; Metazoa; Arthropoda; Insecta; Coleoptera; Curculionidae
Exons: 3
Coding region: 133-777 (214 amino acids)
Source: RefSeq, a predicted model, not a curated record